Messenger RNA from Neltuma alba, 1585 nucleotides. RefSeq names its product DNA topoisomerase 6 subunit A. Gene Ontology annotation, cellular component: nuclear chromosome. The transcript has a single exon. Gene Ontology annotation, molecular function: ATP binding; DNA topoisomerase type II (double strand cut, ATP-hydrolyzing) activity; DNA binding. Bases 99 to 1364 code for a protein of 421 amino acids. Gene Ontology annotation, biological process: meiotic DNA double-strand break processing; meiotic DNA double-strand break formation; reciprocal meiotic recombination. The record is from RefSeq and is a predicted model, not a curated record. Lineage: Eukaryota; Viridiplantae; Streptophyta; Magnoliopsida; Fabales; Fabaceae.
CGUUAGCCCUAAAAUCGCUGAGCUUUGGUUUCCCGCCCAUCCACUCGCUGGUUACCGCUAGAGUGUAGUGGGAAACAGAGUCAACACUUGCUGUGGAUAUGGCGGACAAGAAAAAGCGCCGUCGUGUAGAGCCAUCCGACGAUGGAGAACAGCUUCCCUUCAAGAAUAAGCUUAAAUCUGAUUCAGUUAUUCUCCAAAUCCUCAAGGACUUCGGCAAUUCUUCAUCUUCUGAUUCCUCUUCUUCCUCCAAAGCCCUAACUCUUCAAGAUCUCUCUCUUCCAUUCGCUUGCCGCGAGGUCACCGACCUAUCCCUCUCCUCUGUACAGUCCACCAUUGAGUCCCUCGUUCUCAGCAUUGCUCGAUCUAUUCUUUCCGGCCAAGGCUUCUCCUUCGACGUUCCCUCUCGCUCCGCCGCUAACCAACUCUACGUACCCGAGCUCGAUCGCAUAGUCCUCAAAGACAAAACAUCCCUCCGCCCUUUUGCCAAUAUAUCCACUGUUCGCAAAACCGCCAUCACAGCUCGCAUCGUUCAGCUUAUCCACCAAUUGUGCCUCAAGAAUAUCCAUGUCACCAAGCGAGACCUCUUCUACACGGAUGUGAAGCUUUUCCAGGACCAGACCCAAUCUGAUGCCGUGCUCGACGAUGUCUCUUGUAUGCUGGGUUGCACUCGUUCUAGUCUCAAUGUAGUUGCUGCCGAGAAAGGGGUUGUUGUGGGCCGUCUUAUUUUUAGUGACAAUGGGGAUAUGAUUGAUUGUACGAAAAUGGGUAUGGGUGGGAAAGCCAUCCCGCCGAAUAUUGAUAGAGUCGGGGAUAUGCAGAGUGAUGCUUUGUUUAUACUCUUGGUUGAGAAAGAUGCAGCCUACAUGAGAUUAGCUGAGGAUAGAUUUUACAAUCGGUUUCCAUGUAUAAUUGUGACAGCGAAGGGGCAGCCUGAUGUUGCCACGAGGCUUUUCUUAAGGAAGAUGAAGAUGGAGUUGAAGCUACCCGUGAUUGCCCUUGUGGAUAGUGAUCCCUACGGGUUAAAAAUUCUAUCAGUUUAUGGCUGUGGGUCGAAGAAUAUGUCGUACGAUAGCGCGAAUUUGACAACUCCUGACAUAAAGUGGCUGGGGGUUAGGCCGAGCGAUCUGGAUAAGUACAAGAUACCUGAGCAGUGUAGAUUACCAAUGACUGAGCAGGAUAUUAAGACUGGGAAGGACUUGCUAGAGGAGGAUUUUGUCAAGAAGAAUCCCGGCUGGGUUGAGGAACUGACGCUGAUGGUGAAAACUAAGCAGAAGGCGGAAAUACAGGCUUUGAGCUCGUUUGGCUUUCAGUAUCUCACGGAAGUUUAUUUACCACUUAAACUGCAGCAGCAGGAUUGGCUCUGAGUGACGCCCAGCAUAAUGGUUAAGCCACUGCUUAUCCUAACAAGCUGGCGUGCUUCUUACUCAGAUAUGAAUUUAGUUCAAUGGGGCAAUGUUAUAAGAUUUUAUUAACAGCUUACAUUGUAAGAUAAUGUUUGGAUUUUAAAUUCUCUUUCAUCAAAAUCACCCAAUAAUUUCCAUUUAAAAAUUACGUUAAUCUUAUCAGUCUUUCAGCUUCUCUUCUA